Messenger RNA from Gossypium raimondii (Peruvian cotton), 1751 nucleotides. RefSeq lists its product as uncharacterized. Lineage: Eukaryota; Viridiplantae; Streptophyta; Magnoliopsida; Malvales; Malvaceae. The record is from RefSeq and is a predicted model, not a curated record. Gene Ontology annotation, cellular component: endoplasmic reticulum. The transcript is spliced from 3 exons. Gene Ontology annotation, molecular function: calcium ion binding. Gene Ontology annotation, biological process: endoplasmic reticulum calcium ion homeostasis. The coding region runs from base 106 to 1530 and encodes 474 amino acids.
CGCACCGCAUAACAAAACACUGCGACUGCCUCUUUAUAGUAUCUCUCUCUCUCUCUAUAUAACGAAUCAGAGCCCAAAAAGAACAGCAAAUUCCCAACUCCAAAAAUGGACCUUUCUUCCUUCCGCUUGCUUUUUCUCUUCUCUCUUUUGGUUACCCAUCUCUCUUUCUCUCAUGUCCUCGCUGAUUCCCACUUCGAAGGAUUUGACGCCGAAGAGGAUGACCCUGUUGAAGAUGACAUCUUACAUCACCAUUCCAUCCCAUCGCCUCCUGUAACUCAGUCCGAUUCACAGCCCCUUUCAGAUCUUGAAACCAAAUCCCAUCCUGAUCCCAAUCCUGUCCCCACUUCGGAUUCUCCGUCCCAGUCGGAUCUUCAAAAGCCCUCCACUACUUCUUUCGACUACUGGGAUGAGGACGAGUUCGAGGGUUUACCCAUCGAACAACCGCCACCCGAACCUCCAAAAGUUACUGAAACCGCUACUCCCGAUGACCCAGAAUCGGAAACAACUUCGAAACCCCAAAACGCUACGGUUCCGAAGAAAUCGUUCACGGUGGAGAUUGCCUGUGGGUCUUUCUUGAUUGUUUUUAUAGUCAAUUACUUUACCGGUAAACGUGAAAACGAGAACCUUGCUUUGGCAUGGGCAGCCAAAUUCGCUACAAAAGGUUCUAUCUUUGAGAAAAAUUUCAGUCUUUUGGGUGUGGGAGAAGGGGAGGACUCGCCGUUACUGUUAAAAGAAGGGCAAACCGUAUUCAAAUUCUACGCGAGUGGACGAAGAUACUGCCAGGGAUUGCUGGCAACGAUGGAGUUAAAGAGCAGACAUGAUCUGAUAUCGAGAUUGUUUAAUUUGGUGGUCCCGUGUAAAGAUGAAAUUACUUUUGAAGUUUAUAUGAAUGAUGAAGCAAUGGAUCAGGUGGUUUUCGCGGUGGCAAAGAAGAAAGCGGCCAAAGGGAUGCAAAAAGAGGUGAGAGAUUUACAAAGAUUUGCCGGGUUGAUGCCGACUCCUAGUGGAAGAAAAUGGGUGGUGGAUGAACUAUCCGUCAUUUCCGAGUCAAAGGAGGUUGCUGGGGAUCUGAUUACCGAGACUGUGCUUGAGCAGGUUUUUGGGGACAAAGCUUUUGAGAAAUACGGAAAGAAUUUCAUUUCGAUGCAUUUUUCAGAUCAACAUCCUGGUCUGCUCAGGAAGAUGCUGUUGUUUAAGUUUGCCCUCCCUGAUGCCAACCACAUGGCUGACAUCACUCGCUUGGUAGCUCUUGUACCAUACUACAUUGACUUAAUUGGGCGGUACAAGCUCAGCUCACAGGCUCGAUCCAAAACUGAAGCAGCAAGAGUGAAGGCUGCCCAAGAAGCAUACAAAGAACUUCAAAAUGCAAGGCAAGAAGCAUUGCAGAGAAAGAAAGCAGAGAAGAAAAAGAUGUUAGAAGAGGCAGAGGCAAAGCUCAGUGCAGAAGCGGCUCGCAAGAGAGAAGCAAAAGAUCGUGCUCGGCAGAUGAAGAAGGCAAUGCCAAGAAUGAAGAUGACCCGCGCUCAUUAGAUGGCUGUGGGCAUUAGUAGUAUGAAUGCUUACUCAUCUGCAGAUUGCAGGUUAUUAGUUCCCUGGUUUCUGUAUGUCACUGGGAAUGUAUUUUUAGUUGUCAACUACCGAUUCGGAAUGUUCCUGAAGAUACUGCUCCAGGAACUUGAUAAAGUUUCUUCCAUGGAUGACAUUUUAAACGCAAUUCCCAAGUAAUGAUUUUGAUGUGCUGAUUUUGUCUA